ACAAAACCACUCAGCGUUGCCAUACCGAAAGUCGGCGAAAUCCAGGGGCCGUACUGUCCGCGGAGACCAGCGUUACGCGAGAUCCUGGCAAACACAUCCCCCGCGCCAUGGACGCUUGCAGCAUUCAUGGCAUACUUAUCCAACAACCAUUGCUUAGAAACGCUAGAGUUCACCAUGGACGCUGGACGUUAUCGGAAACAUUACGCCAAGAUGAUGUCAAGAGCGUCCGGCGGUGUGCCACCAGCGAAGGAUGCUGAGUAUGUGCAAGCAUUGUGGCACCGGCUGGUGGACGCAUACAUCCGUCCAAAUGGUUCGCGAGAAGUCAAUCUGCCCUCUGACGUACGGGACGCGAUACUUGAGCUUGAGUCAGGCUCUCUGCCUCCGACGCCGGAUGCUCUGGACGCCGCUGUCGCCAAGACCUACGAGCUUAUGGAGGAGUCGGUGUUGGUACCGUUUCUGAACGCUUACUACCCUCAGACCGCGCAUCCCACAGUGGCGUCAUGCCCUUAUGACACUUUUGCAGAGGGCAUACCGCUCACCGCCUCAAGAACCACGGACGCAGUUACCCACAGGAUCUGCCGAGCGCGCAAUUCGCCGCCACCACAGUCCGCGGUCGAGCCGCAUUCGUAUUCUUACGGCCCCCCGUCAGCGCUUAAUCGCAACGGCUCGGAGCUGCAUUCGUUGUCUGAAGGCAUCGCCUUUGGAUCAGGCUCAGGGAGUGCACCAGGCAUGACCGACGACAGUGCCAGCAAUGACAGCCUGUAUGGCGAAUCCCCAAUGACGCCACCG
Baudoinia panamericana UAMH 10762 is the source of this 789-nucleotide messenger RNA. RefSeq lists its product as uncharacterized. The annotation marks the transcript as partial. Lineage: Eukaryota; Fungi; Ascomycota; Dothideomycetes; Mycosphaerellales; Teratosphaeriaceae. The transcript is spliced from 2 exons. The record is from RefSeq and is a predicted model, not a curated record.